AUACUUCAAUCAACAGAGUUGUAUAGUGACUCAUCAGAAGGAUAGAAAGACAAAAGAUAAAAAAGAAGUGGAAAGAUUUGUUUUCCUUUUUAUUUUGGGGCCCUAUAGGUAACAUAAAGUUUUUUUCAAGCAUAGUGGUUUCUUUCCUUAUAUUUUUUAUUAUUUCUCGGUAAUUGCAAUCGGCGUGAAGUUCUGCACGCGUUUUGGUCGGAAUUUCGGUUCUCAUACAUUCGUAUAUUUGUUGGAGUCGCCUUCGGCUCCAACAGAAAGAUCUUGUAAUUAGGCAAAUAAAACUGUUAUAGUAAAGUCUAGCUACUUUUGGUGACUUAUAUUUGAUGGAUGAAGUGAUUGUAUUAGACAGUGACAACGAACAGGAACAAUCAUCAGACAUGGAGGUUGAGACAGUAGAACUGGAUGCCGAACAAAUUGUCCCCAAGGAUAAUGCAACUAUUGCUGAAGAGAAAAAGAAGUUGGGUAACGACCAAUAUAAAGCACAAAAUUACCAUGCUGCGCUUAAGCUUUACUCUGAUGCCAUUCAAUUGUGUCCUGACUUUGCUGCGUAUUAUGGCAAUCGCUCCGCCUGUUACAUGAUGCUUUCCAACUAUAUAAAUGCCUUAAGCGACGCUCGCCAAGCAGUUCGUCUAGAUCCGAAGUUCGACAAAGCGUACGCACGGAUUGCCAAAUGCUGCUUAAUAAUGGGCGAUAUGGUGGGUAGCGAGCAAGCAAUCAAAAAGGUGCUCGAAUUAGACUCACAAAGCAAUGCUGUCAAAGUAGAACAACAGGGAAUGCAGCAGUUGCGUCUGCUGGAGAAGACGAUACAAACAAAUUAUGACUCUAAGGCGUACCGCAAUGUAGUGUAUUAUUUAGACAGUGCAUUGGCUAUUGCUCCAGCCUGCCUUAGAUAUCGUCUGCUCAAAGCUGAAUGUCUCGCAUUUCUUGGUCGCUGUGAUGAAGCUGUUGACAUUGCUGUAAGUGUUAUGAAGUUAGAUACCACUUCUGCGGAUGCAAUAUAUGUUCGUGGCUUGUGUCUUUACUACACUGACAAUCUUGAGAAAGGUAUAUUGCAUUUUGAGCGUGCGCUCCAGCUUGACCCUGAUCAUAAAAAAGCUAAAGAGAUGCGAAACAAAAGUAAAGCAUUGAAAGACAUGAAGGAAAAUGGUAACACUCUCUUUAAAUCGGGUCGUUUUCGAGAAGCACAAACUAUCUAUACGGAUGCCCUAAAAAUUGACGAGUUGAAUAAGGACAUAAAUUCAAAACUGUUGUACAAUCGAGCUUUGGUAAACUCAAAAAUUGGUUCUUUGCGUGAUGCUAUCGCCGAUUGUACACGUGUUUUGGAAAUUAAUUCACAGUAUCUGAAGGCACUGCUUUUACGUGCGCGUUGUUACAAUGAUCUAGAGAAAUUUGAUGAGUGUGUGAAUGACUAUGAGGCGGCAUUGCAGUUGCAGAAGACUCCCGAGAUUAAAAAGUUAUUGCGAGAUGCGAAACUUGCCUUAAAGAAGUCUAAGCGUAAAGAUUAUUACAAAAUUCUUGGUAUAUCACGCAAUGCUACCGAAGAUGAAAUAAAGAAAGCAUACCGUAAAAAAGCUUUGGUUCAUCACCCUGAUCGACAUGCUAACAGCAGUGCAGAAGAACGUAAAGAGGAGGAGUUAAAAUUCAAAGAAAUAGGUGAAGCUUAUGCAAUUUUGUCAGACCAACGUAAAAAGAUGCGAUAUGACAGCGGUCAAGAUAUAGAGGAUCAGGAGCAAGAUUUUGAUCCCAACCAAAUGUUUCGUCAUUUCUUCCAGUUUAGUAGCGGAACUGGGCCUGGGGCAUCUUUUGGAUUUGAAUUUUAAAUGCCGCGUGGCACAAAUUAUGAAGACCACAACCAGAAUAUGCAACAUAACAUGUAUUCUCAAUAACGACGUACUCGUGCAAACUCAAAUAUAAAAGCAGAACCAAAUUGUUAAAACCUUGUUUUCGCUAAUUCGAUAAAAAAAUGUGUGGAAAAUAAAAUUAUGAGCAUUUUAAAAGUUUUAAAAAAUUAAAUUCGUAUUGCGUAAAAUUUCAAAAAGUUUAUCAUAUAUGUAUAUAGCUAAUUGCAGUAACUUCUGGUAACAUAAUUUGACGAGACGACAUAUUAAAAGUUUUAAUAAAGGAUUCAAAUAUUUAUUUCAA
Zeugodacus cucurbitae (melon fly) is the source of this 2154-nucleotide messenger RNA. It is a transcript of the gene Tpr2, whose product is annotated as dnaJ homolog subfamily C member 7. Gene Ontology annotation, molecular function: protein binding. The record is from RefSeq and is a predicted model, not a curated record. The coding region runs from base 336 to 1832 and encodes 498 amino acids. NCBI's taxonomy places the organism in Eukaryota, Metazoa, Arthropoda, Insecta, Diptera, Tephritidae. The transcript is spliced from 5 exons.